CCAAUGCAUUGUCGUGCCGAUGAAUAUUCAGCGGCGGCGGCGGCGUGCGAAUCAUCUCCGAGGGUUCGUCGUUUGGUUCGCGUGCGCGAUGAGCUCGCUCGGGUCGACCGGAUGCUCGCGUGGAACGACGCCGGUCAAAGUGACUCCUCGGCCGGGCUGUGUCACGGGCGCGCGCCGCUCGAAGCGCGUGCGCGUGUCGUAUCGACCACAGAUGAUCGGAAAGUGAACUUUUUUUUUUUUUUACUCCCUCCUCGAGCACAAACUUGUAAGGGCAGCGCAUCUUCCGCGCAUGCGCAACCUCCUCGGCUCCAAAUAAGAGUUAAAAGAGAAACGAGGAAUUCCGAAGGCUCCGGAAUGGCUGACACUCCACCCAGCGACGGCCCCUCGCAAGCUGCCGACUUUGACAUGAUGGGCGCUCUGGACUGGAAGGAUGGCAUCGCCACGUUGCCAGGAAGUGACAUCAGGUUCCGCAUGACAGAAUUUGGCACACUUGAGAUCGUGACGGACGCGGAAGUCAAAGGGCACCAGCAGCCGGCGCCUAAAAAGGACGCCUCGGACCCGGUGCCGUCUCACAGCCCCACCCCUCCGCCGGAGAGCCAAUCGCAGGCGAAAGCGGCACCCGAGCCGUCCGGCGAUAUUCAGCCGGCGUCGUCUCAGAGAAAAGGUCCAGUCGUCCUGUCUUUGGAGGAGACGCCCACUCUGGAAUGUCCCAAAGUGGAAGUCGGUCCAAGUGUGGAAGUUGGUCCAAACGGGGAGCUCGCUCAGUGCAGAACCUGCAGCGGUCCCGUUGCCCGGGACGCCCUCCUACAGGGGAAGUUCUGCAGCGCCAACUGUGCCCAGCCCACCAGCGGCAGAUCGUCUCCCGCGGAGGCCCGGGAGUGCCCCGCUCCCGAGGGCGAGUCCUUGGGCAAACGUGUGCGUAAAAAGAGGAAAAUCUAUAUGGAUUCUGCCGACGAGGAGGAAGACAACCAAGAGGAACCGGAAGAGAAAGCCAAAACCACCAAAGGCAGGAGAGGAUCCAAGAUGGCCAAACUGGCCUCGCUGAGUAAGAAGCGAGCGUGGAGCUGGCCGGCCUACCUGGAGGAGGAGCGAGCCGUCGCCGCCCCCGUCAAGCUCUUCAAAGAGCAUCAGUCGUUUCCUCAAAGCCGGAACAGCUUCAAGGUGGGGAUGAAGCUGGAGGGCCUGGACCCGUCCCACCCGUCGCUCUUUUGCGUGCUCACCGUGGCGGAGAUCCAAGGCUACCGAGUGAGGCUCCACUUCGACGGCUAUCCCGAGUGCUACGACUUCUGGGCCAACGCCGACUCGUGGGAUCUCAAACCGGCGGGCUGGUGCGAGAAGAACGGCCACAAAUUAUUGUUGCCCAAAGGUUGCAAGGACGGAGAGUUCAACUGGAGCACGUACGUGAAGAACUGCAGAGGCCAGCUGGCGCCCAAGCACCUCUUCAAGAGCCUCAACACCUCGGUGACGCCGUCCGGUUUUCGGGCGGGCAUGAAGCUGGAGGCGGUGGACCGGAAGAACCCGUCCCUGAUCUGCGUGGCCACCAUCGCGGCCGUGGUGGACAACCGACUCCUGGUUCACUUCGACAACUGGGACGACACGUACGACUACUGGUGCGACGCCAGCAGUCCGUACAUCCACCCGGUGGGCUACUGCGAAGACGCCGACCUGGCGCUGACCACCCCAGCUGGUAAGACACAGACCAAGACUCACGUGGAAUACAAGCAACCCAAAAGUUUCUCCUGGGAGAAAUACCUGGAGGAGACCAGCACGCAGGCCGCGCCCGCCCGGGCUUUCAAGCCGAGGCCCCCCCACGGCUUCCAGGUGGGGAUGAAGGUGGAAGCCGUGGACAAGAGGAACCCCGUCCUCAUCCGCGUGGCCACGGUGGCCGACACGGACGACCACCGGCUGAAGAUCCAUUUCGACGGCUGGAAUCCAGAAUACGACUUCUGGGUGGAGACCGACUGCCCCGACCUGCAUCCCGUGGGCUGGUGUCACAAGACCGGCCACUCUCUGCAGCACCCCAACGGUGUUAACGAUGCGAGCCCCCCAGGACAGGGAUGCCCCACCCCAGGAUGCAACGGGGUCGGUCACAUCAGAGGACCUCGCUACGGCACGCACUACACCCAGGUCAGCUGUCCUUACUCGGAGAUGAACCUGAACAAAGAGAGCCUGCUCCCAGACCGCCUGGGGGGGGAGCGACCCCUCACGCUGGGCGGGGCCCUCCCCCGCGGCCGACGCCCCGACUCCAACGCCGCCUCGCAGACGGCGCCGGACCGGCCCGAGGCGGCCGACGACUCCUGCGCCAGGAAACCGGCGGAGGCCGAGCUCUCGGGCCGCGGCGGCCAGCGGGAACCGCCGGGGGGGGCCGGCGAGCAGAACUCCAACGGGACCAGGCUCAAACGGUCUGCUCCCGCUUCCAAAUACCCGAAAGUGCACUGCGUCAAAGAAGAAGCGGCGGACGGGAAAGCCUCCCCGGACUCGCUCAGCCUGCAGCAAGCCCUCCACGAAUCGGUGUUCUCGCCCGGCGUCUCCGCCGCUCCCCCCCACCGGGUGGCGCUGUGCUGGGACAAGCACUGUCAGCUGCUGCCCGAAGUCCUGGGCCUGAGCGCCAAGAGGGUGGCGGGAUGGAGCACGGACGAGGUGGCCACUUUUGUCAAAGGCCUGCCGGGAUGCAAAGAACACGCGGCCACCUUUAAAACCGAGCAAAUCGACGGCGAGGCGUUCCUGCUGCUCACCCAAUCGGACAUCGUCAAGAUCCUGUCCAUCAAGCUCGGCCCCGCCCUCAAGAUCUACAACUCCAUCCUCAUGUUCAAAAGCGCCGACGAAGAAUAAGCCAAAGGGCGGCGACGGGAACUUCUUCUCGUCUUCUUUUCGCUUUACUGAUGCGUUCAUUCAAAAACUUUUCCUUCGUUUGUGGAUUUGUUGCCCCCGACCCAAAAAAAAAAACAACACCUCUCAAUAGAGCUCUCAAAGUCGCUUCAUCAAGGAUCUUUGUUGCUUUUUUUUUUUUUUUGAGAGCUGCAACCAGUAUUACUGAGGGGUGGGGCACUUACACCCCCCCCCCCCCCCCCAAAUGGGCCCACUUCACUUUUUAUGAUGAACUCACAGAGGCCCGGUUGACAUUUCUAAACUGAUCCAACAAGGGUUUAUGAUUUACUUUAUGUAUAUAUUGACCAUUAUUUGUCGGGAUCGCACGGCGGGUCGGACGAAAGCGGCCCGAGGUUUCUCCCGGCCCGGGUCGGACUCGGAAUUCGAGGAAAGGCCUCGUUUAUGGUUUUCGUUCAUUUGAUGGCACAUGAAUGUUAAAAAAAAAAAAAAAAAAAGGACAAAUUCUUUUGCCUUUGUAAAUAGGUUGUACCCAAAAAGUCGAGGAUUCAGUUCCGAUCGGCGAUGCAAAAAAAAAAAAAAAUUGCCACAAAGAUAUCAAAUGUCAUUUUGAGGCCACCAACGUUUUGGAACGUGUACAUCAGCUCCUGUUUAUACGCAAACGGCUUUUUAUUUAUGUAUUGUAAUUUAAAGGUUGCUGGUCUGCUGUCCAGGGGUGCGCCCGCGAGUGCGUCUGGCCAAUAAAUGAGAAUUCCAGACACUAGAUGACAUUUUCCCGCUCUCUUAAUCAUCUUUCAAACAAGUCAUUUGUUGAUUUAUGAGUCAGCCAUCUUUUUUUUCCAUGCUGCGUUAUGAAAUCCAUUAAUUGCGAGCACAUUUCGUUAAAACGUGAAAUUAUUUGAGGCGAAACACCAAAUAGAAUUUGGACUUUGCGUUUGGAAUCUCUUCUGUCGUGCCGCUUCCUUCCUUACUGAACGGCAUUUUGGGAUUUCUGACAUUAUUUCGAGGUUGAGGGGUUUUUUUUUUUUGGCCAUUAAUCUUAUUUGAACUCGCUACCAGUUUCAACAUUAAUUUGUAAUUAUUUUAAGGAAGUACAGGGAGGUCCUCGAUCUACGACGGAGAUCUGUUCCUACAGUAACGACUUUAAAGUCAAAAUUUACAUCAAAAUACUUUGGAUAAAAAAAAAAUUGAUUACAAAAUUAGAAAUAAGAUGUACUUAGAAAUUGCUGCUGAGGGGCGGAUUCCUCAAAGAACCUUGUUUUGUGAUUAUUAUUAUUGUGUAUGACAUGAGUGAAGCGACAUAGCUCAUUGGUUGGGGCGAUGGUUUAGUAAACCAGGGGUUGUGAGUUCAUAUCCCGCCGGGGCCUCCGCUACCUGAGAGAAGUCGCAUCAGGACGGGCAUCCGCUGGGAAAAACCUGACGGGACAAGCCGAAAGAAACGUACUUUUUUUUUUUUUUUUAAAUAUCCAACAGAGCAACGGAACCCUUCGUCAGAUGCGCUCACUUUAAUAAUUGUCACCACGGUCGAGCGACUGCAGCCUCGGCGGUGUUGUCGUCUCGCCUUUCUCCAAUCUUUUUAUGAUCUUGAGCUUCGUUUCCAUGGUAAUGGAUUUCCUUUAGCAUUUUUAGCAUUAGCAAUGUCAAAAAAAGAGGGCGAAAAACGCAAAAAUGCCCCCGCCGCACAAACACGGACAAGCAUUAGCCAGACGAAAUGUCGUCGUAGGUCGAGAUCGUCUUAACUGGAGGACUCCCUGUACAGUAUCCGCGA
Syngnathoides biaculeatus (alligator pipefish) is the source of this 4594-nucleotide messenger RNA. RefSeq names its product L3MBTL histone methyl-lysine binding protein 1b (gene l3mbtl1b). The record is from RefSeq and is a predicted model, not a curated record. The coding region runs from base 4 to 2832 and encodes 942 amino acids. Gene Ontology annotation, biological process: regulation of DNA-templated transcription. Gene Ontology annotation, cellular component: nucleus. The transcript has 22 exons. Gene Ontology annotation, molecular function: zinc ion binding; protein binding. Lineage: Eukaryota; Metazoa; Chordata; Actinopteri; Syngnathiformes; Syngnathidae.